This is a messenger RNA of Jatropha curcas, 779 nucleotides long. NCBI's taxonomy places the organism in Eukaryota, Viridiplantae, Streptophyta, Magnoliopsida, Malpighiales, Euphorbiaceae. The record is from RefSeq and is a predicted model, not a curated record.
CAUCAAAUACCACUUCACCAAAUCAACAAUAUUUCACCUUGCAUAAUGUGUAGUGUCAAAUUAUUAGCCCUUCCUCUUUUCAUAGCCACAGUCUUACUUCUACCCGUUCCCUUCAACGCCCAACAAACACCUGAAGACUAUCUGAAUGCUCACAACCAAGCUCGAGCAGUCGUUGGACUUGGACCUAUGAGCUGGGACAAAAAAGUAGCAGCCUAUGCACAAAACUACGCAAAUCAGCACGUCAGUGAAUGCAACCUUGUGCACUCGGAGGGGCCUUAUGGCGAGAACUUGGCAUGGGGUAGUGGAGACCUUUCAGGCGAAGAAGCUGUGAAAAUGUGGGUUGAUGAGAAAACUUAUUACGACUAUAAUUCUAAUUCUUGUGUUCCUGGCGAGGUUUGUGGCCACUAUACUCAAGUAGUCUGGCGCGAAUCGGUUCGCCUAGGGUGUGCUAAGGUUACCUGCACUAAUGGAGGAACCUUCAUUGGAUGCAAUUAUGAUCCUCCUGGUAAUUAUAUUGGGAAACGACCUUAUUAAUCAUAAUGUCGUUUAGAUUUACCCAAGGAUAAAAUAUGUCCUGGUUCAUAUCCAAGACUAUAAGAAUAUGAUUUCUGUCUUCCGGUUUCAGCCUAGAUUAAGUUGACCAAGAAAAAAUGGAAUAAAAUAGAAUAUGAUAUAUGUCUUCCUGAUUUCCAGCAUGGAGAUUUGCUUUUGGUUAUUUGUAAAGGGGCAAGAUUUUUAAGCCAAAUAGAAUAAAAUAAAAUAUUACGAGUUUGUCCUCA